UGUAAUAUGCAGUUAAGCUUUUCAUAUUAUAUAGUGUUUUAAUUAAGCCUUCUUAAAUCUCAUCGAUCUUCAUAUAAACUCCUCGUGGCCGCAACCUUAUUCGAUCGAUUUUUCUGGUUUCGGAGCAAUCGAGUUCACGUAAACCGUUGGAGAUCACCGCCGGCUCGUUCCCAAUCGGUCUGUUCAUCUUCGUUUUCGUUUUGCUUUUCGCGAAUCGACUUUCGUUCUCGUUCCCAUUCUUGUUCUUGUUCCUGUUUUUUUCGAUGGUGAUGGAGGAUACCGAGAGUUGCAGCAGCAGAGUCCACGAUACGUCGCCGGCGCAGUCCCGGCAGCAGAGGCAGAAGCUCGAGGUAUACAAUGAGGUGCUUUGCCGGCUCAAACAAUCGAGCAACGACGAGGCCCUCCUGCCAGGCUUCGAAGACGAACUGUGGACUCACUUCAAUAGGCUUCCCACUCGGUAUGCUUUGGAUGUGAAUGCGGAGAGGGCAGAAGAUGUUCUCAUGCACAAGAGGUUGCUGCAUCUCGCCCACGACCCUGACAACAGACCUGCAAUUGAAGUGCGCCUAGUUCAGGUUCAACCAACAUCUGAUGGGAAUUCUGUUGAUUCCAUUCAGUCACACUCUCCGAAUAAAGAAGAUGCACAAAGUUCUUUAAACUACUCUACCAGGCAGAGCAUUCAUCCACCACCUGCUUUUGGUUCAUCUCCUAAUCUUGAGGCUCUUGCCCUUGAAGCUAGUAAAUCUCAAGUUAAAGAUGGGGACAGCUCUGUCCAUGCCAGUGCACUGUUUUUAAGGCCCAUGCAUGAAAUCACAUUUUCAACAGAUGACAAGCCAAAACUCCUCAGUCAGUUGACUUCUUUACUUUCUGAGCUUGGGCUGAACAUUCAAGAAGCACAUGCUUUUUCUACAAUUGAUGGUUUCUCUUUAGAUGUCUUUGUUGUUGAUGGUUGGCCGUAUGAGGAAACAGAGCAGCUUAAAACUGCAUUGGAAAAGGAAGUUUUGAAAAUUGAGAACCAUUCAUGGCCAAGUCAUCAUUCAUUAUUACCUUUAGGAGAGCAAGAGCAAAGGCUAAUCAAAUGUGAGCCUGACCAUGUAACUAUACCCAAUGAUGGGACGGAUGUGUGGGAAAUUGAUGGCAAACAUUUGAAAUUUGAGAACAAAAUUGCAUCUGGUUCAUAUGGUGACUUGUACAAGGGUACAUAUUGCAGUCAGGAAGUGGCUAUUAAAGUUCUAAAACCAGAGCGCUUGAACUCAGAUUUGCAGAAGGAGUUUGCCCAAGAAGUCUUCAUCAUGAGGAAAGUUCGACACAAGAAUGUUGUACAGUUCAUAGGCGCGUGUACUAAGCCUCCAAGCUUGUGCAUUGUAACAGAAUAUAUGUCUGGUGGAAGUGUGUAUGACUAUCUACACAAACAAAAGGGUGUUUUUAAGCUGCCAUCCUUACUUAAAGUAGCAAUUGAUGUUUCGAAGGGGAUGAACUACUUGCACCAGAACAAUAUAAUCCACAGGGAUUUGAAGGCUGCAAAUCUUUUGAUGGAUGAAAAUGACGUUGUCAAAGUAGCUGACUUUGGAGUUGCCAGAGUCAAAGUUCAAUCCGGAGUCAUGACAGCAGAAACUGGGACAUAUCGAUGGAUGGCACCUGAGGUUAUUGAACAUAAGCCAUACGAUCACAAGGCUGACAUUUUUAGUUUCGGAGUUGUGUUAUGGGAGUUGCUUACUGGAAAGAUUCCAUAUGAAUACUUGACCCCGUUGCAAGCAGCUAUUGGAGUUGUUCAGAAGGGUAUGCGGCCUACAAUCCCUAAGCACACCAAUCCAAAGCUCAUCGAGCUGCUUGAGAGAUGCUGGCAGCAAGACCCAGCAUUAAGACCCGAUUUCUCCGAAAUUAUAGAGAUCUUGAAGCAAAUAGCCAAGGAGGUUGGUGAUGAAGGUGAGGAUCGGCGCAAGGAGAAGUCAUCCAGUGGACUCCUAUCCGUCCUCAGACGUGGUGGCCAUUACUGAUACAUAAAGCUAGAGAAGAUAUGUUUUGUGCUUUGAACAUAGGCUCUAAUUGUAUUGGCCAUUACCCAUCUAACGCUGUACAGUAUUUUCUCGACACAAGGAACGUUGGUUUUUUUUCCCCCUUUAUUUUUAAGCAUAUUCAGCUUCCAAUCUUCUCUUCCGGAAAAAAAAACAAUCUCCCGAACCAACCAGACAUUGUUUUCAUAGUGCCAACAUAGAGUUGGUAAGACUGGUGUGGAUGAGCAUUGUAACUAUGCAAACUCCUGCGGCAAUACAACUGCAAAUUAGUAAAUACAGUUAUUCUUUUACUUGCCA
Messenger RNA from Malania oleifera, 2309 nucleotides. Its product is annotated as serine/threonine-protein kinase STY46. Gene Ontology annotation, molecular function: ATP binding; protein kinase activity. The record is from RefSeq and is a predicted model, not a curated record. The transcript has 16 exons. Gene Ontology annotation, biological process: protein phosphorylation. Bases 264 to 1994 code for a protein of 576 amino acids. Lineage: Eukaryota; Viridiplantae; Streptophyta; Magnoliopsida; Santalales; Ximeniaceae.